This is a messenger RNA of Eufriesea mexicana, 2211 nucleotides long. RefSeq names its product cactin, spliceosome C complex subunit. Gene Ontology annotation, cellular component: spliceosomal complex; cytoplasm. The transcript has 6 exons. Gene Ontology annotation, biological process: mRNA cis splicing, via spliceosome. The coding region runs from base 1 to 2145 and encodes 714 amino acids. The record is from RefSeq and is a predicted model, not a curated record. Lineage: Eukaryota; Metazoa; Arthropoda; Insecta; Hymenoptera; Apidae. Gene Ontology annotation, molecular function: protein binding.
AUGGAGAGAUAUUCUUAUAGAAAAAAUUAUGAUAGAUUAAAGAAAGAAGAUAGAGAUUGGCGUAAGUAUAAGGAUAGAAUUUCGUAUAAAGAUAGUGAUAGUGAAUAUAAUAAUCAUUCCAAAAGAUCUAAGUCAAGACAUAAACGAUCUAAAAGUUCUGGUCAUAAAAAGUCUAGACAUAGAGAUUCCUCUGAAUCACGUAGAAAAUCAACGAAACAUAAAAGCAGAAGAAGGUCAUCGUCAUCUUCAUCUUCAUCUUCAUCAAGUUUAAGUGAGUCUAGCAGUGUAUCCUCAUCUAAUUCUUCAUCGAAUUCCACAAAAUUAUUAGAAAAACUUCAAAAACAACGUCAGAAACAAAUUGAAGACAGAAAACGUCAAAAGGAAUUAAUGAAAGCUACAGAAACACCAGAAGAGAAAAGAUUACGUCGUUUAAGAAAGAAGGAAGCUAAAGAACGUAAAAGAAAAGAAAGAAUGGGCUGGGACAAUGAUUAUUUACAUUAUACAAAUACAGAUAAUCCAUUUGGUGAUGGAAAUUUACUUUCAACAUUUGUAUGGUCUAAAAAACUUGAGAAAGAAGGUUUACUUGGUGUAAGUAGAGAAGAAUUAGAAAUUAGGAACAGGUACAAACAAGAAGAAAAUAAAAGAGAAUUGGAAAAAGUUAAAAAAAGGAGACAGGAAAGAGAAUUGGAAAGACAACAAAGAGAAGAAGAAAUGACAAUGUUACAAAGAGGAAAAGAAGCUGCUCAGUUGGAGCAAUGGGCUAGGCAAGAAGAUCAAUUUCACUUAGAACAAGCAAGAUUAAGAUCACGUAUUAGAAUACAAGAUGGUCGUGCUAAACCGAUUGAUCUUCUUGCCAAGUACAUCAGUGCAGAAGAAGAAGUUGAUGCUGUAGAAAUGCAUGAACCUUACACUUAUUUACGUGGAUUACAUGUGAAGGAUUUAGAAGAUCUCAUUGAAGAUAUUAAAGUUUAUAAAGAAUUAGAACGUGGUAAAAAUUUAGAUUAUUGGAAUGACAUUACAGUAAUUGUUGAAGAUGAAUUGCAUAAGUUGCGAAAAUUAGAAAGAUCAGAAUAUGAAAUUGCUGUUGGCAGGAGGGAAGGAAUACAUGAAUCAGUAGCUAAAGAUGUGACUGCUAUCUUUAAAGGAAAAACAGCAGCACAAUUAGAAGCUUUGCAACUACAAAUAGAAGCUAAAAUUACAGGAAAGCCUGAAGGUGUUGAUAUAGGAUAUUGGGAAAGUCUUUUAUCUCAACUUAAAGCGCAUAUGGCAAGAGCACGGUUAAGAGAUCGGCACCAAGAAAAUUUACGGAAAAAGUUGGAAGUUUUAAUUGCUGAACAAGGUGUAGCUAGAACGGAAAAUGAAACCGAAACUUCACAAAUGACUGGUGAACAAUCAGAAAAGCAAGAAGAACCAGUUCCCAGUACGGUUACAGAAAAAAGUGAAGAAAGCCAAUCAGAUGACGAUCAAGAAGCUAAUAAUGCAGCUGAUGUUUUCUUGUCAGAGUCUUUUUGUGAAUAUGAAUCAGGAGGCUAUUCUCCAAAGUAUAUACCGUAUUCUCAACUUGAACCAGGGACAUUAGUUACUUUAGAAGAGGACGACAAUCAACGAUUAGAAUAUGCAAGAAAUCAAGUGCUCAGUACAGGUCGAAAAAUCCAGAAUGUUAUGACUGCAGAAGAACAAGCGAUGCACAGAGAAGCACGUAAAAACAUGAGUUCUGAUGAAGCACAAUUUAGUGUCGAGUCAUCUUUAGAAGCACAAAUUUAUCUUUGGUCUGACAAGUAUAGACCUAGAAAGCCAAGAUACUUCAACCGAGUUCAUACUGGUUUUGAAUGGAAUAAGUAUAAUCAAACCCAUUAUGACAUGGAUAAUCCACCACCAAAAAUUGUUCAAGGUUACAAAUUUAAUAUAUUUUAUCCAGAUCUAAUAGAUAAAAAUACAACUCCUGAAUAUUUUUUGACACCCUGUGCAGAUAAUAAAGAUUUUGCCAUUUUACGAUUUCAUGCAGGUCCACCUUACGAAGAUAUCGCAUUUAAAAUCGUUAAUAGAGAAUGGGAAUAUUCAUAUAAACGUGGAUUCAGGUGUCAAUUUCACAAUAACAUCUUCCAAUUGUGGUUUCAUUUCAAGCGUUAUAGAUACCGACGAUAAUGUAUUGAUCUUAUGUAUGUACGUUAUGUACAUCUAUUGUAAAUAGGAAUUAUUUAGCUUUUAUAA